Messenger RNA from Ceratina calcarata, 1103 nucleotides. RefSeq lists its product as uncharacterized. The coding region runs from base 1 to 966 and encodes 321 amino acids. Lineage: Eukaryota; Metazoa; Arthropoda; Insecta; Hymenoptera; Apidae. The transcript is spliced from 2 exons. The record is from RefSeq and is a predicted model, not a curated record.
AUGCGACGAAGUCCUGCGAAAUCCCCCAAUAAAUUUAAAAAUUUCAAGCUUGACCAUUCAUCGAAAUGCAGACUAGCUAGAUUUCUUGUUAACGAUUUAAAAAAUUAUGGACCAGCGAACCUAAUACAUAUAGGCGCUAUCAGCAGUUUCAUAGGCAGGCCUAUUCGCAUAUGGCAUUUAAAUCACCGAGUGUGUACUCUAAAUGAGAGCUCGCCGAAAAAUCCUGUAAUAGAUAUAGAAUAUCACGAAUGCAAGCCAAACUCUGUGGGACACUGGACGCUGUUGGGCAACAGAGAUCCUGCCAAGUACAAUGUCGACGUGGAAUUGAACUCAUGUCUGUUCGCAGUGGUCGCCGCUCAGAUUGGCGAGAAACCCACUAAUCUUAGAACAAACGUUAUUACCUUUCUAAAAAAUGACCCAAAAAAUUUAGUGACGCAAAUAGACAAAUUUCUAAUAGCAAACAAUGGAGCAUUAAUGAAUGGGGGUGCUAGAUACAUAGGUACAACCCCUAGCCACGCGGGGACUAUACUCGACAAUUCACAAAACGUUUUGUGCCAUGGUUGUAGAGCCUAUGGACAUCCCAGGGGACAUGCGUCCCACAGGAAUGCCACAGGUGACUACGAUAGCGUAGAAAAUUAUUCGAGACUAACAAGAAGCAUGAAAUCUGGAUUCUUAAGCAGAUCUGAUCAAAACAGGGUUGCGCAUUUAAGUUUGCGUCACGAAAAGGCCAGACUCGCGAUGCAAGAACUAAAUAACGGCAGUACAUCGGAGGUAGUCGCACUAACGCGAAGAGAAUUAAAUAAUAAUAAUAAUAGCUUACCAAAAAUGAGAGAAUACUAUGAUGGUGAACCAAUUGACGGCGAACAAGACAUCAUGCAAGUUAAAUUGAUCAUGAGGCAUCACAACAGUAAAUAUAGGGAUGCAGACGCAGAUGUCUUCGUACACACUUUUUAUCCAAUGAGUUGAAUCUCGAAUGAAGUUUUCUCGAAAUUCUAUUCGAUGCACUGUACGAAAGCGUAAAACACUAUUAUUGAAACACAUUUUGGACAAACUUUAAAUCAGGAAUAUCACUCACCGCGCUACAAAGUAUAAGCGCCAUGUUC